Vigna radiata var. radiata (mung bean) is the source of this 1313-nucleotide messenger RNA. RefSeq names its product EPIDERMAL PATTERNING FACTOR-like protein 3. Gene Ontology annotation, biological process: guard cell differentiation; stomatal complex development. Lineage: Eukaryota; Viridiplantae; Streptophyta; Magnoliopsida; Fabales; Fabaceae. Bases 767 to 1135 code for a protein of 122 amino acids. The record is from RefSeq and is a predicted model, not a curated record. The transcript is spliced from 5 exons.
GAAAGAAAGAAGUUGAAGAGAAGAAGAAAGAAACACCCUCAACUCAACUCAACUCAAGCGUAAACUUCAAUGGCGGAAAGGGAUCGCAAGCCCAAUGACUCGAUUUCAGAACUGAAUGCUUAGAGACUGGUGCUUUUUACCACUUUAAAUGACUGGGUUUCUGGUGUUGAUUUCUUUCUUCCCAAUAUGGCAAUGAAAGCAUCAGAAAAUGGGAAAGGCUUUGGGUCUUGCAGGUGUUUCAGACAAUCAGGCCCUAAAAGGGUGCUGUUAUUCUGAAUUAGUGGACCACCAUAUAUAGCACUACUAAUUUAGAUUGAUUUGAGAGAGAAAGGUUUGUUGGCUUGUUUUGAAAGGUAAGUUAUCCAAGGUUGGAUGCAGAAAGACAGUGGAAAAAAGACUAGUCUUUGGACUUCCUUGUGAGUUGUCAAAUGAAGGUGAAAAUUGCUGUGCAUUUUAACUAUGUGACAAGAAAACUGAAUCUCUUGCUUGUGAAGCAAAAUCUCUUGGCCAAUGCGUAGGUUUUAAAGUGUAGCCUUAGAAUGUUUGGGGGUCCCGGCCUGCUUUUUGGGAUUUGAAGCUUGCAAGCUCCUUUGGUAUCCUUCAUAUAUUCCAGCAAUCAUCCCUAGCUAGCCACUUGUUAUGAAUGAUUUAAACCCUGCACGUCUCUCACAACAUUAUCAUCAACACAAACAUCACUCCAAACAUUACCAUCAACAACAAACAUCAUCUGAUUACAUCCAUCAUUUGCACUUUUGAAGAAAGAAAAAUGAUAGGAAGAUUAUUCUGUUUUCUGCUAGCACUGCAAACAGUGAGUUUGGUUUCUGCAAUUAGGAAGCCAUUUCUUCCAGCCCAAGAAGAGGUUCUACAAUCUCCACCACCAUAUACUACAGAAUCAAAAAAGGGUUUCAUGGACAUAGACACCUCAGAGACAAUGCAGGAAGCAUAUGAUAGAGGAGUGAGCAAAAUAGGGUCAAGUCCACCUAGUUGUGAGCACAAGUGCUAUGGUUGUGUUCCAUGUGAAGCCAUUCAAGUUCCCAGCACCAGCACCAGGCGCAGCCAUUUGGGCAUCCAGUAUGCAAAUUAUGAGCCUGAGAGCUGGAAGUGCAAGUGUGGUCCCUCCUUCUAUAGCCCGUGAACACUGUUCAUAUCUGCUAAAUAUUGUUGAUAUAAUGUAAUGACAUGAUAUCACCUCUCAAGUUCAUACAUAAUAUUGUAGUUUGUGGAAACGUGCCCUCUUAUUAACAGAGUUUGGCAAAUCAACACUAUCUUUACAACCACUGUCAAGCAGAUAAAUCUCAGGUUAAUCUUGAAAU